AUGUUUCGUCAGCUUAGCGAAUCAGUGAAUGCAAAUAAAAACAGACUUGAACCCUACAUUUGUGUGUCUUUCUCUGACUCUAAAUAAUACAUUCCAAAGAACGACAACUCGGUUCGUCUAAAGAAUUACCUGGAAGAAACAAAACUCAAGCUUACCUCAACAGUUUUCCGCCCUUAAAUUGAUAACAUUUCAGCCAACGAAAGAAAUGCUGAUUUUAGAUAUAUGAAAAUUCAUAUAUUUGCACUGCGGUGGAGAGAUGAAAUUAAGAGAUCCUCGCAGCUAAGAACACUACUGAAACGAGUAGUUGUAAAUUGGACCUGAAAAAAGAUUCAGGCCCAUACGGGAUUUGAACCCAUGACCUCUGCGAUACCGGUGCAGCGCUCUACCAAUUGAGCUAACAAGCCAACUGGGAGCUGGUUAAUGAAUUGGGUCCAAAUAAACAUCCAAGUGAAUGAUGAUUUUAGAUAUAUGAAAAUUCAUAUAUUUGCGCUGCGGUGGAGAGAUGAUACGCACUAAAACGCAACAGCAAAAUUAACCUGAAAAAAGCGGAUAAAGGAACAACAACAGUCAUGUUAGAUACCACAUAAAAAGUAGAUGAAGGCUGACAACAAUUAUCUGAUGACAGGUUUCACAAGUCUCUCCCAUCUCCUAUUGUGCAAGACACCGCCCGAAAAGUAAACAAACUGGUCAAUAAACUAUACCGUUCGGGACACGUCGACCUAAUGCCCUACAAAUGGUUAACAAUUGGUCUUAAACAAUCACGUUUACCAGAAUUUUACACGUUGUUUAAAAUCCAUAAGGAAACACCAGUCGGCAGACCAAUCGUCUCUGGUAAUAGUGGUCCAACAGAGCGUAUCUCUAGUUUUGUAGACUCACUACUAUAA
Molecule: messenger RNA, 884 nt
Organism: Pocillopora meandrina
Lineage: Eukaryota; Metazoa; Cnidaria; Anthozoa; Scleractinia; Pocilloporidae
Source: the annotation of a GenBank genome assembly